Gregarina niphandrodes is the source of this 931-nucleotide messenger RNA. Its product is annotated as endonuclease/exonuclease/phosphatase family protein. The record is from RefSeq and is a predicted model, not a curated record. Gene Ontology annotation, molecular function: catalytic activity. Lineage: Eukaryota; Apicomplexa; Conoidasida; Eugregarinorida; Gregarinidae. The annotation marks the transcript as partial. The transcript has a single exon.
AUGACGGUCAAUGUGGAUGGCUUUAAUGACAAAAAGGAACUGCAACUACGGAACUGGAUAUUGUAUACCAGACCGCAUGUCGUCAUACUGACAGAAACGUGCACAAAUCUACACCGCUCUGCCUACGAUGGUCGAUAUGUUACGAUCGGGAUUGCUGGAGCGGCAGAUGGGGUAGCUGCGAUGAUACGGCAAGAUGUCCAAUACCGAAUCACCACCAAGACAACACGCAUAAUCAUCCUCGAGAUCGAUGAUUUAGUCACAAUAGUCGGGGCAUAUGGACCCACUGAGCAAACAGCGGACAGGUUUAAAGCCCAAUUCUGGGAGUAUCUUACAAAUGCUAUCAAGACUACAAAACCACUGCUAGUAGCUGGUGACUUUAAUGCAGGACACGAGCCGACUGAAUCCAGAACCAUCAGAGGUUCGCCGAACCAUAUUAGACUGGAGAGACUAGCUUUGCAUCAUAACCUGAUCAUACUUCAAACCACACCCACAUGGAUCUCAAAAAGAUCAAAAGACGGUAAACCAAGCCGGACGCUGGACCGCAUACUCAUCAGUGAGGAUACCUGCCAAGCGCAGGAUAAUGUAGUCCACUUGGACUGGGAGAAUGCACCUGCUGACCAUGCGAUACUAACGGUCAAAUGGACGCUAAACCAAAUCAGCUACCACGCAAAACGGCCGAAAGCCGGACUCAUCACUCGCGACGCCGAUAAGCCAACUACAAAGGCAUGGCUGAAACUACGUAACGAACUCAAGGAACGUUUUCACAAGAUACCAGUAAAAAUACAUCUACCAAUUCAGAACCAAUUGCUGUGGGAUCAAUAUAGGAGGUGCAACGGACAGGAGGGCUUAACUUUAAUGGACGACGAAGGUAAUGACCUGAAUCCGGAAGAGGCCAGAGGACAGCUGGCGAAGAUGCUGCAGGACCGAUGGA